Messenger RNA from Corylus avellana, 1681 nucleotides. RefSeq names its product kinase with adenine nucleotide alpha hydrolases-like domain-containing protein. Gene Ontology annotation, biological process: protein phosphorylation. Lineage: Eukaryota; Viridiplantae; Streptophyta; Magnoliopsida; Fagales; Betulaceae. The record is from RefSeq and is a predicted model, not a curated record. Gene Ontology annotation, molecular function: ATP binding; protein kinase activity.
ACCAUUCGCAAGAAAUAAUAGAGCUUCAAUGAACAAGUCAUAUGAGGCCUCCGUGCCAGAUACUGACAUAUCAUUUGUGAGCAAUGGAAGGCCAAGUGUGGAUCGCAUGUUUCCUUCUCUUCAUGACAAUCUAGAUUUUGGAAUGACUCCUCGACUUUCAAGCAGCUCAGACUUUGACAUUAGAAGCUUUGGAACAUCCUUAUCAGGAAACAAGUCAAUUCAUGUCAUGUCCCCACAGUUUGAAAACUCAAGCUCACACUCAUCGGGCUCACAUGAAAGUGGGGCAGCAUGGGGAUCACAGAACAUGGAUGAAGUAGAAGCUGAGAUGAGGAGGCUAAGGCUAGAGCUCAAGCAAACGAUGGAUAUGUACAAUACGGCCUGCAAGGAAGCCCUCACGGCACAGAAGAAGGCCUUGGAACUUCACCGCUGGAAAGUGGAAGAAGAACAUAAAUUAGAAGAGGCACGAAUGGCCGAGGAAGCAGCUUUGGCAGCUGCAGAGAAGGAGAAAGCUAAGUGUAAUGCAGCCCUUGAGGCAGCUGAAGCAGCAAAGAGGAUUGCGGCACUGGAAGCAAAAAGAAGAAUGAAUGCAGAAAUGAAAGCCCAGGAAGAAGCUGAAGAGAGAAAGCACGCACUACCUACUUUCGUGCAAGGUGAUCUCAGGUACAGAAGAUACAUGAUCGAGGAGAUCGAAGUAGCAACAGAUCACUUCGCGGAAUCUCGCAAGAUUGGGGAAGGAGGUUAUGGGCCAGUAUACAUGUGUGAACUGGAUCACACACCAGUAGCAGUAAAAGUUCUACGUCCUGAUGCAGCUCAUGGACGGUCGCAGUUUCAGCAAGAGAUUGAAGUAUUAAGCUGCAUACGGCAUCCAAACAUGGUUCUCCUCCUUGGAGCUUGCCCGGACUUUGGUUGCCUUGUCUAUGAGUACAUGGCUAAUGGGAGCUUAGAAGACCGUCUCUUUCAACGAGGUAACACACAUGUUCUUCCAUGGCAACUAAGAUUCCGGAUCGCUGCAGAGAUUGGCACUGGCCUCCUUUUCCUUCACCAAACUAAGCCUGAACCACUUGUACACCGUGAUCUAAAACCAGCCAACAUUUUGCUUGACCGGAACUAUGUCAGCAAGAUUAGUGACGUUGGUUUGGCCAGGCUUGUCCCUCCAUCAGUAGCCAACGAUGUAACUCAGUAUCGCAUGACAUCAACGGCAGGAACUUUCUGUUAUAUUGACCCAGAGUAUCAGCAAACAGGCAUGCUUGGAAUAAAAUCUGAUAUAUACUCACUUGGAGUACUGCUGCUACAGAUAAUAACAGCAAAGCCACCAAUGGGUUUGACUCACCAUGUUGAACGGGCUAUUGAGAGGGGUAGUUUCAAUGAGAUGCUUGACCCUGCUGUUCCAGACUGGCCCGUUGAAGAGGCACUCAAGUUGGCCAAGCUAGCUCUUCAAUGUGCAGAAAUGAGGAGAAAAGACAGACCAGACCUUGGGAAUGUUGUGUUACCUGAGCUGAACAGACUAAGAGCACUCGCUGAAGACAACAUGCUUGGCAUCGUCUUGUGCAAUAGUGGAGGAACCUCACCAAGAAAAAACCCACAUUCCAUAAUACACGUAAGUUGAUCUCACAAGCAUGGACUAAUCUUUAUGUUUUUUAAGGACAAUGUUUUACUAUUUGUAUAGAACACGCUCCUUAUG